Trypanosoma cruzi is the source of this 2043-nucleotide messenger RNA. RefSeq lists its product as uncharacterized. The record is from RefSeq and is a predicted model, not a curated record. NCBI's taxonomy places the organism in Eukaryota, Euglenozoa, Kinetoplastea, Trypanosomatida, Trypanosomatidae. The coding region runs from base 1 to 2043 and encodes 680 amino acids. The transcript has a single exon.
AUGCGCAACAGGCGUCAAUCUCCUCAGCGAGAGCAGGAAAUUGGGAAUGAUGAUAUUAACGGCAAAGAAGAGAGAGAAUUGGCUGCAUUGUCGCCCCACGACUCGUUGCCAAAAUGGGGAAAUGGGCAGUAUAAACCGUGCAGAGCCUAUUCAGUCCGGGAGGGCAAUAAUUCAUCCACUGCAAUCCGCAGGGAAAUCUCCGCUCCCACGGGGGCAGUUCCCGCAGCUGGAGAAAGGGGAGACGGAAUGAAAACUCCGUACGCACCAACAGUGUACACGAGAACCGUGAUUAACGGAUUAUUUGAAAAGGGUGCUGAAGCUGCCGCACCGGACAAAGCCGUUCAUCUCCCGCAGGUGAGAAGCCCCCAUCGGGACCGCGAGCUGCCAUUGUUAGUCUACCGGCAGAGUGUCCCUAGCACGUCCGUGCGUAAAUUUGUUGCCCCUUCCAUGUUUCCACAUCUCCCUGAUGACAAUAUGCGUGACGCAAGUGUGAAAAAAAGUUAUGAAAACGAAGGAGGAGUGGGCUUUGCGUCGUCCAUGAGGCAAAGAAACUGCCUUAAUGAUGCGGACGUGCUCCCGCAGGGAGCAUUGAAGAACAGCCAAACACGUCAAGAGGUGCGGAUGCCGCACAGUUCAGGGAUCAAUGAGUCGAGGGUGAGUCAAACGUACCCGCAUACGUCAAACGGUGCGACAGAAUUUAGCAACGGACCCUCUUCCGCCAAUAGGAACAGUCAGGACAAUGCCAACAAGGAGAAAUUGGCAUCAUCCAAUCAUAUUAGCGGAAAAGACGCUGAGGAAAUGUGUAGCACGGACAAAGGCAACAGUAUUCAAAGUGCGGCGUUGAUGCCCUUCAAUCGGGCUGGCGAGAGGAAGAAUGAUGGGACGCUAGGUAUUUCGUCCAGAAAAGGCCGAAUAGUAGGUUCUGACACGGUGUCCCGUGGUUUUACAUACACGCCAUCUGCUCAAGCUUUAUCGUCGUACGAUGAGGCGAAUGGUGAAGCGCCGUUUAUGCCUCCCAACGCUAUACGCAUUUCCACAACAACAGCAACAAAAACUGUGCGGAAAGUGAAGUACUUGCCAGUUGACGAGGAAUAUAUUGACAGCGAUGAGGAAGAGGAGCCACCUAUUGAUGCUGUUCCACCUGAGUUUCCUUUCACGGAUGACAAUAACAGAAACAGUAUACCCAGCCACGUGCCUUCUUUUCCGCAAUCACGCAGGGGUUUUUCUCAAGAAGGAAGGCUACCGUUGACCUCGGGCAAAGAAAAUGGAAAUUUGUCACGAAAUCUGUCAAAGUCUAAUUCUUUACGGACCAUCAGCGGUAUAUCGCCAAUGAGUAUUCUGGGGUCGUACAAGUGGGUUUGUCGUCGUCCUGUAACUCGAGAGUCUUUUUCUUUUCCCGAAGCAUACCCCGCACCGGCCCCCGUGUUGGUUUCACCAGGGGAGUCAGGAGGUGCGGGUGAACCUUGUUUUCUUCUUCAGCGACACCAACAGCGUCUGGUGAUUGGGGCUCGGGUGGAUGAUUUGAAGUGCCGCCAAGGCAACUGGUCAGGCUUCAAUGGGGGCAAUUCGUGCCCAAGUAGUGUGAGAGGGACUGAUGAGGCGCGGGGAAAGAAAGACGUUGCGCCUACGAAACCGAAUACAACUGUGGCUGGUGGUCACGCUCGACCUUUUCGGAGUUUGUCGUCCUUGUCUGACUCUUUGGAUGACGGCAUGAAGAGUUCAGAGCGUUUAACAUCCAUGCGCAGCAGUGCUGCUUGCAGCACAGUGACGCAGGCUAUUUCAAUGGAUGGUGAGAUGGGUAGUGCGUUGGAUGUCGUUGUAGUGAAGAAAUCGGAAAAUUCAAGUGAACAAGGCGUUGUCACUGGCAUGAAUGAAUGGGAGGAAGAAGAUGAGGAGGAUGUCCCGUAUAACAUGUUUCCAGCAUCACCCACUUUGACGAUUCCUGCUUUGAAGGCGAGUAAUCGAAAACUUAACCUCCAACUUGGGCAACAAGAACACAGAAGCUUGAGUGCAAGUAACGAUAGCAGAAGGUGGCCGGCGUAA